Molecule: messenger RNA, 2323 nt
Organism: Pseudophryne corroboree (corroboree frog)
Lineage: Eukaryota; Metazoa; Chordata; Amphibia; Anura; Myobatrachidae
Gene: SYVN1
Product: synoviolin 1
Exons: 16
Coding region: 264-2081 (605 amino acids)
Source: RefSeq, a predicted model, not a curated record
CUGUUAUGCGAUAAAUGCGAUGUCCUCCACGUUAUGCAUGCGGGUAACUGGCCGAGGUUCGGGUGUUGGGCUCUACCCUUCCUUCAUUCAUCUCCUGCUACUUGGAUGCGCCCAUCCGCCCGGAAGUGACGUGUCUACUGCAUGAGCCUUUUCCUGUUUUGGGCUGUUAGUGGCAGCAGCAGCAACAGCAACAGCUGGGAAGGGACCCGAGGCUCGGGUAGGAGCUGUCACCGGCUGGGGGUGCUGUCCCUCCCAUUGCUACCAUGAUGAGGACAGCAAUGAUGACAGGUGCCAGUCUGGCCCUUACAGCUGCAGUGGUGACGCAUGCUUAUCUUCUCAAGCACCAGUUCUACCCCACAGUCGUGUACCUGACCAAAUCAAGCCCCAGCAUGGCUGUUCUUUACAUACAAGCGUUUGUGUUGGUGUUCCUCUUAGGGAAGUUCAUGGGCAAAGUGUUUUUUGGUCAGCUGCGAGCAGCUGAGAUGGAGCAUCUCCUGGAGCGUUCCUGGUACGCCGUUACAGAAACAUGCCUCGCUUUCACUGUGUUCCGGGAUGAUUUCAGUCCGCGAUUCGUAGCACUCUUCACUCUUUUGCUAUUCCUCAAAUGUUUCCACUGGCUGGCCGAGGAUCGUGUUGAUUUUAUGGAGCGCAGUCCAAACAUUUCCUGGCUGUUCCAUUUCCGUAUCCUUGCUCUGAUGCUCCUGCUGGGUGUGUUGGAUGUUCUGUUUGUAUCCCAUGCUUAUCACAGUUUGGUCACCCGAGGAGCCUCGGUACAGCUAGUGUUUGGGUUUGAGUAUGCCAUACUCAUGACCAUGAUCCUCACUGUGUUCAUAAAGUAUAUCCUCCACUCAGUGGACCUACAGAGCGAGAAUCCAUGGGAUAAUAAGGCUGUGUACAUGUUAUACACUGAGCUUCUCACUGGGUUUAUAAAAGUCCUGCUGUAUGUUACUUUCAUGGCAAUCAUGGUGAAAUUCCACACAUUUCCUCUCUUUGCGAUUCGUCCAAUGUACCUUGCAAUGAGGCAGUUUAAGAAGGCAGUGACCGAUGCGAUCAUGUCCAGGAGAGCAAUCCGCAAUAUGAACACACUGUAUCCAGAUGCCACACCAGAGGAGCUCCAGGCUAUGGACAAUGUAUGUAUCAUCUGCAGAGAGGAGAUGGUGACAGGAGCCAAGAGACUGCCAUGUAACCACAUAUUCCACACUAGCUGCCUGCGUUCCUGGUUCCAAAGACAGCAGACAUGUCCCACUUGCCGUAUGGAUGUGCUCAGAGCCUCUCUCCCCAGCCAGACACAGACACCUGCAGAUCAGCCUGAUCCUGCCCAGCAGCCACAUGUAGCUCCCGCACAGCAGACUCCAGUUAUUCCUCCACAGCCCAACUUUCCUCCUGGGAUUCUUCCUCCUUUUCCUCCUGGGAUGUUUCCACUUUGGCCUCCCUUGGGUCCUUUUCCUCCUGUUCCUGGGGCUCCUGGAGCCAAUGCCCCUGAAGAAGCCAAUGCAGGACCCUCCACUGCAUCUGCACCAAGACCUGGCGAUGGUUCCGGUGGUCCAGAUACAUCUGCUGGAACAUCUCUACCAGGGUUUCCUUUUCCACCUCCCUUUUUGGGAAUGCCGAUUUUCCCUCCUUUUGGAUUGCCGCCAAUGCCAAUGCCUCCUGCAGGCUUUGCCGGUUUGACAGAUGAUGAGCUAAGAGCAAUGGAAGGUCAUGAGAGGCAGAAUCUGGAAGCCAGGCUACAAUGUCUUCAGAAUAUCCAUACUCUUUUAGACGCUGCCAUGUUGCAGAUUAACCAGUACCUGACCGUGUUGGCGAGCGUUGGGCCCCAUCGUCCUUCCAUACCCACCACACAGUCUCCAUUAGUUACCACAGAUGCCCCUUCCCCUAGUCAACCAGAAGAAUCUCACACAUCAGACACAUCCUCAGCUGCAGCUGAUGCUGGGUCUUCACUCCAGUCAGAUUCCCCCAUACCUACAAAUGAAGAGAUUGUCAACGGCGCUGAAGGUGGCAGUUCAGAAGAACCAAAUGCAGAGGAGCUGCGACGACGUAGACUACAAAAACUUGAAACUGGAUCCUCCGAAGCUCACUGAGGCUUCAUCCCUGGCCUGACUUGCACAGAAAUAAAUGUGUAUUGGAAGGAACAUGAGAUUCUUUUGGACUCUAUUAAAAGCCAGGCAAAAGUUAAGCUGGACUUCUUAAAUAUAUAUAUAUUUUUUAAGGACACAAUAUGAGCUCUUCAUGCAGAUACUUGUUAAAUGAGGGAAAACUGGUGACCUCAUUAAUUGUGUUGGACUUGUUACAGUAAAAUUAAACUUUGGACCAUUCUAUUUUA